AUUAAAAUAUUGUAUUUAGUGUGCUAUCUUAAGGGUUUGAUGUGUAACUGCUAUAACACCGACAAUAUUCAGAUCCCAUGAGUUACGGACCCACCCCCAAAUUGCUAAAUGGUAUUUCUAAACACCGCCACAACAACCAACUUUCACUGCGGCAUGUGUAUCGUGGUGUGUUCGAUUGCAUUUUGAUUUGUGUAAUUUUGCAGAAAUGUCAAAACCCAACACUUUAUUCAAGUAUUUUACUAAGACGGUAUCUCCAAAAGAGCAGAAGUUGAAUGGCUCGAAUAAUAAGGAAAUCAAGAGCCGAUCUCCCGAGGAAAACGUGAAAAAGUCGUAUGUAGAGAAAAAUAAUCCAGGCCCAGGUACACCGUCCACUUCCACUUCCACUGGAAAUAAAAUCUCUAAACGUACCGAGCCACUGCCAGCAUCAGGAAAGGCUUCCGUACCUCAAGUAGGAGAAUUAGUGUGGGCAAAAUUGGAAGGCUAUCCUUGGUGGCCAGCCCUCAUAUGUAAUCACCCUAACAAGAAGAGGUGUUUCCAACCAGGAAAAAAUACAGAAGUUCAUGUGCAAUUCUUUGAUGAACCACCUUCCAGAGCAUGGGUGAAACAAAGGUUCGUGAGGGAGUUUAAGGGAACUGAUAGUGCGGAGGCAAGGCGUGGUGGGCUGUGUUUCAGCGGAGACCCCAAAUGGAAGAGGGGUUGUCUACAGGCAGAGAAGGCGUUAAGCUUAGGAGCUGAGGAAAGGCUAGAAUCGCUAGUUGUUUGCAAGGCUUCAUCAGAUGAUGAUGGUGAUGACGACAGCCUCAUGGACAUGGACGAAGACGGUGGCAGUGACGACGAUAGCAAAGAAAAUCAUGUGACUAGCAACCAAGAUGAUGAUGCUACUAACAUGCAGGGAAGUCACAGAAAGAGAAGAAAAGGAUCAGCCAGGAAAGAAAAGUCUUCCAAGCGCAGACGAAUAAUUGCCGCCAGUGACAGUGAAUCGGAAAACGAAUACAAACCUGUGGAUGACUCGGUAGAGAGCAGUGAUCAGUCAUGCAGCAGUGGAGUAGAUGAGAGUAGUGAGUCUUCUGAGAAGGAAACCCCAACUGAUGACGAAUCCCCCGUAAAGAAGCGAAGGAAGCCAGCCGGAGGACGUUCGGUAUCUGCUGGCAAAGCAAAAAUGAUAACAAAUAACCACCUCGAUGAUAUGAAAACACCUGAUAGAAGGAUUCUGCCAUCAACGCCAUCUAGUGAUAGAAUAAAGACAACCCCUACAGUCAGCAGUGGGACGAAGAAUCGACUGUCGCUCUUUUCCGCACCUGAGUCACCUUCCGUAACUGAUGGAGAAAACCAGAAAGGAGAGGGAAAAUUUGCUCAUCUCAGUCUCGACUUCCUACAGGAUUCGAAGAUAAGGGAUGGUCAGAAACGGUUCCGUAAUGAUCUUGACUAUGAUCCGAGGACAUUAUAUGUUCCUGAGCAUUUCCUAAAGACAGCAACUCCUGCAUUACGGCAGUGGUGGGGAAUGAAGAGCAACCAUUUUGACACAAUCCUGUUUUUCAAGGUUGGAAAGUUCUAUGAACUCUAUCACAUGGAUGCUGUUACAGCAGUAAAUGAAUUGGGACUAGUCUUUAUGAAGGGACAGUAUGCCCACUCGGGUUUUCCUGAGAUCGCCUAUGGCCGCUAUGCUGACACCCUGAUACGAAAAGGCUAUCGUGUGGCUAGAGUUGAACAGACGGAGACACCGUCAAUGAUGGACGAGCGUUGCAAGCAAAUGGCACGAGCGCCAACCAAGUUCGACAAGGUCGUGAAGCGAGAGAUAUGCCGCGUGACGUCGCAGGGAACAAGGACGUACAGCGUGAUUGACGGCGAUCCGUCCGAGGCUGACAGCAGCUAUCUGCUCGCCGUCGCCGAGAAGGAGUUGGACGAGUGUGCAGGAGGAGAGAGUCUGUAUGGUGUCUGCUUUGUUGACACAUCCAUUGGGAAGUUUCAUAUGGGGCAAUUCAGAGAUGACAGGCAUUGUUCCAGACUCAGGACUCUGAUUGCCCAUUACACACCUGCCCAGCUGCUCUACGAGAAGGGGAAACUAUCGCAGAAGACUGAUGCAGUGCUGCGGCAGAAUCUCCCGCUGGCGCUGCGCGACGCUCUCCACAGCGGCAGUGAGUUCUGGGAAGCGUCAAAGACUCUGAAGUAUCUUGCCGAGGGGCAGUACUUUGUGGCCGAUGCCGGCGGCGAGCAGGAAGGCGUCCCAUGGCCAGACACGCUGAAGAAGAUGAUUUCGGAUGGAGACAGUAUUGGUAUGACAGCAUCGACUGACCAUGAGCUUGCUGUACGAGCUCUGGGAGCAUGCACCUGGUAUUUACAACGAUGCUGCCUAGAACAGGAAUUACUGUCUAUGAGAGCGUUUGAGGAAUACCAUCCACUUGAUCUAGAGCCGAACGCCAUAGUUGAUCGACUACAAACAUCUCGGGUGUCAUUUGCCACAGGUCGACAGCACAUGGUGCUUGAUGGAAUCACAUUGAGAAACCUAGACAUUUUGGAAAACAGUGUCUCUGGUACAAUUGAAGGAACGCUAAUAGAAAGGCUGGACCAAUGCAAGACUCCGUUUGGUAAACGACUUCUCAGACAAUGGCUGUGUGCACCACUGUGUAACCCAGCGUCCAUCAAUGAUCGCUUGGAUGCCAUUGACGACAUCCUUAACAAUGUUGCUAUGAUGGAUGAAGCGCGAGAGAUGAUGGCAAAGCUGCCAGACUUUGACCGGUUCCUGGCUAAAAUCCACACCAUGGGUUCAGCAGUGAGAAGCGAAAACCAUCCUGACAGUCGGGCAAUUUUUUUUGAUGAUGGUGCUUACAGCAAAAAGAAAAUAACUGACUUCCUAGCCACACUUGAAGGUUUUGCAUUGGCAAUGAAAAUUCUGAGAAAAUGUCGUCAGUCCACAGUUGAUUCAGACGAAGUCUCGUGCAUAAAAUCUAAGCUGCUGACUCAUUGUGUGAAUUUUACGGAGGAUGGUGGGAAAGUGCCGGACAUAAGCAUGCAGUUAAAGUUUUUCAAGGAAGCAUUUAACCAUGAAAGGGCUCGUACAAAGGGAGUCAUAGAGCCAACUGAAGGUGUGAUACCAGAAUAUGACAGUGCUGUCUGUGAUAUCAACGACACAACUACAGCUUUGAAUGACUACAUCGCUAAACAGAGGAAACUUUUAGGUGCAAAAAACGUUGAGUACUGGGGUACUGGCCGCAAUCGCUUCCAGUUGGAGGUGCCCGAGUCUGCCCUGAAGAAGGUCCCUGAUGCCUACGAACUAAAGUCGCAGCGGAAGGGCUUCAAGCGCUACUGGACACGAGAGAUUGAAGCCCUGCUUGCGCGCAUGGUGGCGGCAGAGGAUCAGCGACACGCGGCGCUGCGUGACUGCAUGCGCUCCAUCUUCCACACCUUCGACGAGCAUUACAAGAUGUGGGAAGCAGUGGUACAGUGCCUGGCAGUCUUCGAUGUGUUGCUGACUCUUGCCUACUAUAGUCGGUGUGGAGACGGUCCCAUGUGCCGGCCAGAGUUUGUGCUGCCAUCUAGUGACAUCCAACCAUUUAUUAAGAUCCGUAGUGGAAGACAUCCGUGCAUCUGUAAGACCUACAGUGGAGAAGACUACAUUCCAAACCACUGCGUGAUUGGAACCAAGGAUGAUUUGGAAGGUGAGGAGCAAGAUUCAAUGCAAGACAACAGUAGCAUGGUGCUGGUAACCGGUCCCAACAUGGGAGGCAAGUCUACCCUCAUGAGGCAAGUUGGAGUCAUCAUAGUUCUCGCUCAAUUGGGAUGCUAUGUGCCUGCAGAGAUGUGCAUCCUGACUCCUGUGGAUAGAGUGUUCACAAGGCUUGGAGCCAGAGACCGCAUUAUGGCUGGUGAGAGCACGUUAUUCGUGGAGCUCAGUGAGACGGCAAGCAUCCUCCAACAUGCUACGAAUCAUUCCCUCAUACUCCUUGAUGAACUAGGCAGAGGCACGGCGACGUACGAUGGCACGGCCAUCGCCUGUGCUGUCGUGCAGGAGCUAUCCCAGAGAGGGCGCUGUCGUACACUCUUCUCAACACACUACCACUCCCUGGUGGAAGAGUUUGCACAUGACCCGAACGUCAGGCUCGGACAUAUGGCCUGCAUGGUGGAGAACGAGAAUGACGAGGAUGUUUCCAAAGAAACCAUAACCUUCCUUUACAAGUUUGUACAUGGCGCCUGCCCAAAGAGUUACGGCUUCAAUGCUGCAAAACUAGCAGGAAUACCUGAUACGAUAAUAAAGAAUGGUCAUGCUAAGGCAAAGGAGUUGGAAAUGUCAUUAGAGAGGAUAAAGAUUUUCAGGUGUCUGGAAAAGCCUCAUGAUUUAUCGAUCGAGAAACUUCAGGAACUGCAGCAACACAUCAUGGCGUAGUCGGGGUAUAAUUGAUGUGGCACCAUUAGUGGUUAACGAACACUAUGAAAAGACUUGUUACAGUAUUCUUUGUAAUGUUUUAUAGGAUGUGCAACUGGCAACUGAUACUCAAGGGUGUGAGAUCUUUUUUAUGCACAUCAUUGUGAAUAAUAAUAAGAUCCCUCCACUAUUCGGUAACAUCUGCAUGUGCAUAUGAAGUGUAUUGUAAAGGUUUUAUACGCAUAUCUUAGUAGGAAACUAGGAAUGACAGAUCAUGCUUCCUGAGUGCUCGUGAUUAAAAUUAAGACUAUUCAAGAUCAUGAAAACCCCAUGUUCUGUGUGUAAAUGUAAUAAAUACAGUAUAAACUACCUAGAACUA
Priapulus caudatus is the source of this 4739-nucleotide messenger RNA. Its product is annotated as DNA mismatch repair protein Msh6-like. Gene Ontology annotation, biological process: mismatch repair. Lineage: Eukaryota; Metazoa; Priapulida; Priapulimorpha; Priapulimorphida; Priapulidae. The transcript has 35 exons. The record is from RefSeq and is a predicted model, not a curated record. Bases 206 to 4381 code for a protein of 1391 amino acids. Gene Ontology annotation, molecular function: mismatched DNA binding; ATP-dependent DNA damage sensor activity; ATP binding. Gene Ontology annotation, cellular component: nucleus; MutSalpha complex.